Messenger RNA from Kalmanozyma brasiliensis GHG001, 480 nucleotides. RefSeq names its product Ubiquitin-conjugating enzyme, E2. Gene Ontology annotation, biological process: protein sumoylation. Gene Ontology annotation, cellular component: nucleus. NCBI's taxonomy places the organism in Eukaryota, Fungi, Basidiomycota, Ustilaginomycetes, Ustilaginales. The transcript is spliced from 3 exons. The coding region runs from base 1 to 480 and encodes 159 amino acids. The record is from RefSeq and is a predicted model, not a curated record. Gene Ontology annotation, molecular function: SUMO conjugating enzyme activity.
AUGUCGGGCAUUUGCAGGAACCGACUUGCAGAGGAGCGCAAGCAGUGGCGCAAAGACCACCCAUUCGGCUUCUUCGCACGUCCAGCAAAAGCAGCAGAUGGAUCGCUCGAUCUCAUGAACUGGGAAGUCGGCAUUCCAGGCAAAGCAAACACGCCAUGGGAGGGCGGCGUGUACAAGCUCAAGAUGCUCUUCCCCGAAGAAUACCCCAGCAAGCCGCCCAAGUGCAAGUUCACACCCCCGCUCUUCCACCCCAACGUCUUCCCCUCCGGCACCGUCUGCCUUAGCAUCCUCGACGAAGACAAGGGCUGGAAGCCCGCCAUCACCAUCAAGCAGAUCCUUUUGGGUAUUCAGGAUCUGCUCAACGACCCCAACCCGCACGAUCCGGCGCAGAGCGAGGCGUUCACCAUGUUCCAGAAGGACGCCCAGGCGUACGAGAGGCGCGUCAGGCAGCAGGCUCGCGAGAUGGCCACCACAGUCUAA